Messenger RNA from Zalophus californianus (California sea lion), 5314 nucleotides. RefSeq names its product ubiquitin protein ligase E3C (gene UBE3C). The record is from RefSeq and is a predicted model, not a curated record. NCBI's taxonomy places the organism in Eukaryota, Metazoa, Chordata, Mammalia, Carnivora, Otariidae. The transcript is spliced from 23 exons. Gene Ontology annotation, biological process: protein polyubiquitination; ubiquitin-dependent protein catabolic process. The coding region runs from base 417 to 3671 and encodes 1084 amino acids. Gene Ontology annotation, molecular function: ubiquitin protein ligase activity; protein binding.
CGGCCAGCGGCCAUCUUUCCUCCCGGCGGCUGCUCCCGGUGCAAGUGCGGGGUCCGCGGCCCUGCCAGCGCCCUCGGCCUCGGCCGGAGCAGUGGGGAGGCGUGGAUGAGGGGGGAGGUGAGGAGGAGCCGCCCCCCCAGUGUCGCCGCCUCCCCCGACCGAGGGCAGGCCGGGCGGGCAGAGCCCCCAGGGCGGGCUCGGGCUCGGGCUCCAGCUCGGGGUCGCUCCCCGGUGCGGCGUAGUCCCACCCGCAGGAGACCCCUCCUCUCGGCAGACCCCUCCCCGCGAGACACCCCUCCCCGCGGGAGACCCCUCCCCGCGGGAGGCCCCUCCCCCCGGGGGCCCGCCCCGCCCGCCCCGCCCGCCCCGCUGCUCUCAGGGUCGGGGGCUCCUCCCAGAUGGGAUAAGCUGUAAAGAUGUUUAGUUUUGAAGGGGAUUUCAAAACGAGGCCCAAGGUGUCCCUCGGAGGCGCCAGUAGGAAGGAAGAAAAGGCUUCUCUUUUACAUCGUACUCAGGAAGAAAGAAGAAAGAGAGAGGAGGAAAGACGAAGAUUGAAAAAUGCAAUAAUUAUACAGUCAUUUAUACGAGGCUACAGAGACCGGAAACAGCAACACGCCGUCCAGAGAAGCGCGUUCGAUCGCUGCGCCGCCGCCUCUCAGUCGGGGGGUACCUUCUCCGUUGCCAGUGGGCCCAACCUUACCCUUUUGGUGAGGCAGCUUCUGUUUUUCUACAAGCAGAACGAAGACUCAAAACGUUUGAUAUGGAUGUAUCAGAACUUAAUUAAACACAGCUCCCUGUUUGUCCAGCAGUUGGAUGGAUCUGAGCGACUUACAUGUUUAUUUCAAAUAAAGAGGUUGAUGAGCCUCUGUUGCAGGUUAUUGCAAAACUGUAAUGAUGACAGUUUGAAUGUUGCACUUCCAAUGAGGAUGCUUGAGGUGUUUUCAUCUGAGAAUACUUAUUUGCCUGUUUUACAAGACGCUAGCUAUGUGGUGUCCAUCAUUGAACAGAUUUUGCACUACAUGAUUCAGAAUGGGUAUUAUAGAUCUCUGUAUUUGUUAAUUAACAGCAAGCUUCCAUCAAGUAUUGAAUAUUCUGAUUUAUCUCGAGUUCCUAUAGCAAACAUUUUGCUAGAGAAUGUUCUGAAACCAUUGCACUUUACUUACAACUCCUGUCCAGAAGGUGCAAGGCAGCAAGUUUUUAGUGCCUUCACUGAGGAGUUGUUGGCAGCACCUUUUACAGAUCAGAUUUUUCAUUUCGUCAUUCCAGCCUUAGCGGAUGCACACACUGUUUUCCCUUAUGAGCCCUUCCUGAGUGCACUGUUGUUACUGGAGAGCAGGUGCUCCAAGACAAGCAGUGGGGCACCAUGGCUCUUCUUCUUUGUCUUAACUGUUGGCGAGCAUUACCUGGGGACCCUCUCUGAGGAAGGACUGCUGGUGUAUUUAAGGGUACUCCAGACCUUUCUCUCUCAGCUACCAGUUUCACCUGCCGGCACGAGCUGUCAGGAUUCGGCCAGUGACUCGGAAGAUGAGGGUGAAGCAGCAGACAAGCAGCCAAGCGCUCCGGAGGAUGGUAGGCUCUCAGUACCAUACAUAACAGAGGAGUGUCUGAAGAAGUUGGACACGAAGCAGCAGACCAACACCCUGUUAAACCUGGUGUGGAGGGACUCAGCCAGCGAGGAGGCCUUUACUCUGAUGGCAUCGAUCGGCCACACGCUGAUGGUGCAGCAUCGGAUGGUGGUGCCCAAAGUCAGGCUUCUCUACAGUUUAGCCUUUAAUGCCAGGUUUCUGAGACACCUUUGGUUUCUCAUCUCUUCUAUGACAACACGGAUGAUCACAGGGUCUAUGGUGCCGCUGCUCCAGGUGAUCUCUAGGGGUUCUCCGAUGUCUUUGGAAGACUCCAGUCGGAUCAUCCCUCUCUUCUACCUGUUUAGCUCUCUGUUCAGUCACUCGCUAAUUUCCAUACAUGACAAUGAAUUCUUUGGAGAUCCCAUAGAAGUUGUAGGUCAAAGACAAUCAUCAAUGAUGCCUUUUACUCUAGAAGAGCUGAUAAUGUUGUCUCGCUGCCUUCGAGACGCCUGCCUAGGGAUCAUCAAGUUGGCUUAUCCAGAAACAAAACCAGAAGUUCGAGAAGAAUAUAUUACAGCAUUUCAAAGUAUUGGAGUUACAACUAAUUCUGAAAUGCAACAAUGUAUACAGAUGGAACAGAAACGAUGGAUUCAAUUAUUUAAGGUGAUCACCAAUCUAGUGAAAAUGCUGAAGGCCAGAGACACAAGGAGAAAUUUCUGUCCUUCAAACCACUGGCUGUCCGAACAAGAAGAUAUUAAAGCAGAUAAGGUCACCCAGCUCUACGUCCCGGCUUCCAGACACGUGUGGAGGUUCCGGCGGAUGGGGAGAAUCGGCCCCCUGCAGUCGAGCCUGGACGUGGGUUUGGAGUCCCCGCCUCUGUCUGUUUCUGAGGAGAGACAGCUGGCCAUCCUGACAGAGCUGCCCUUCGUGGUUCCAUUCGAGGAGCGAGUCAAGAUCUUUCAGAGGUUGAUUUAUGCAGAUAAGCAAGAAGUUCAAGGAGAUGGUCCAUUUCUGGAUGGAAUUAAUGUCACAAUAAGAAGAAAUUAUAUUUACGAAGAUGCUUAUGACAAACUUUCCCCAGAAAAUGAGCCUGAUUUGAAAAAGCGGAUCCGUGUGCACUUACUCAAUGCCCAUGGCCUGGAUGAAGCUGGCAUCGACGGUGGUGGGAUUUUCAGAGAGUUUCUGAAUGAGCUGCUCAAGUCAGGAUUUAACCCCAACCAGGGGUUCUUCAAGACCACUAAUGAGGGGCUCCUGUACCCCAGCCCAGCCGCUCAGAUGCUUGUGGGAGAUUCCUUUGCCAGACACUACUAUUUCCUGGGCAGGAUGCUUGGAAAGGCUCUCUAUGAAAAUAUGCUGGUAGAAUUGCCCUUUGCUGGCUUCUUCCUGUCCAAAUUGCUUGGAACCAGUGCAGACGUGGACAUCCAUCAUCUCGCCUCGUUAGAUCCCGAAGUGUAUAAGAAUCUGCUUUUUCUCAAAAGCUACGAAGGCGAUGUGGAGGAACUUGGGCUGAACUUCACUGUGGUGAACAACGACCUGGGAGAGGCACAGGUGGUCGAACUAAAAUUUGGUGGGAAAGACAUCCCUGUCACCAGUGCCAACAGGAUUGCAUAUAUCCACCUUGUCGCUGACUACAGGCUGAACAGGCAGAUCCGUCAGCACUGUCUGGCCUUCAGACAGGGCCUGGCCAACGUGGUGAACCUGGAAUGGCUGCGAAUGUUUGAUCAGCAGGAGAUCCAGGUAUUAAUUUCUGGUGCACAAGUUCCCAUAAGUCUAGAGGACCUAAAAUCCUUUACAAACUAUUCAGGAGGCUAUUCCGCCGACCAUCCUGUAAUCAAAGUCUUUUGGAGAGUUGUGGAAGGAUUCACUGAUGAAGAAAAGCGCAAGCUGCUCAAGUUCGUAACAAGCUGCUCCCGACCCCCUCUCUUGGGGUUUAAGGAGCUGUACCCCGCGUUCUGCAUUCACAACGGAGGCUCUGACCUUGAGCGGCUCCCCACGGCCAGCACCUGCAUGAAUCUGCUGAAGCUCCCCGAGUUCUAUGACGAGACACUUCUGCGAAGUAAGCUUCUCUAUGCUAUCGAAUGUGCUGCCGGCUUUGAGCUGAGCUGAGCCGAGACGGGGACUGACCCUCCGCAGAGGAGUUGCCCAUGCCUGUGGCUGCACCGUGGGCAGUUCCCCCGGCCACCAAGGGUGCUGGGGCCAGACUCCUGCAGCUCUCCUGCCCCUCCCCCAUCCCUCAUGCCCCCUCCUCCAUUUUCUAGAUGGUCCGUUAAGUCAUGGUCACUCACUUAGAUGGACACUGCUUUUCCAAUAACUUAGAGUAACCAAUGUUAUGUGCCAUGUGGCUACUUUAGUAACUUUGCCAAGAAGAGCACAGUUUUAAGACUAGUGGCAACUCAGUGAAAUUAACCAAAGAUGAAGCUUUGGCUUUGCUGAUGGACUCGAGCCCUUCCUGAGCUGGGGGGGCUGGCGGGGGGGGGGGGGGGGGCAGCGCGUUUGCUCAGUCUGCAGAGACGCCGGGUCUGAGAGAUGGAGACGCGUCCUCUCUGGGCCCGCUGCUUCUCAUGUGGCUGAAUUGUUUACAGUCCUAAUUGUUAAAACUAAAGGCAUUUUCUCUCCUGCUGCCUUUUCCCAAAGUGGUUAGGUUUGGAAAAUACACAACAGUGAUAAUACUUUAUUUGUGCUUUUUAAGCCAUUCCCCUGAACGGGACUAGCAUGCAUGUUUCGGUUUACCAUUGACCACAUCAUGGUGGUUUGGGUAUUCCUGUGUGUGGGUGUGUGUGAGGGGAGACUUCAUCCUUCUUCCAUUUCUGGCUCCACCUCGUGGCCGCAGAGCUUCCGGGAGAGGGGAGGGGCUCGUCCGGUUCCCGCGGCUCUCAUGGCCCGCAAUCGGCGGCGACUUGGAGAGAGCAGACACUGGCAUCGAUUCGAAUCACUUGAACCAAAGUGGAGGGCUGUGGCUUUGCACUGGGGCCGCCUGCCGUGGCGGGGCCUCGAGGCCGGCUGCCCUCCUCCCCCGGGGCUGCGCCCGCCCCUCUUACCGGAUAUCUGGGCCGUGCGCCACGCUUCUGCACCCUCUGCUUCUCCACGGUGCUGCGCUGAAGGAAGCCUGGACAGUCCCCAGCGCGUGUCCAGGGGGAGGAGUGGUGGUGACCCUCUCUUAAAAAGGCACUUUAUCAGGACCUACCUUGUUGCUGGGUGAUUUCGGUCUCUGAAAACGGAGAGCGCGUCAGAGCGUCAGUCACGAGAGCCAUAGUGACCCUCGCUGAUGCCGGGGGCCUGGGGGCUCUCACUCUGACCUCCCUCUGCCUCACCUAGCGUUUCCUGUCACUGGGCUGUGGGCUGUCCUAUGGAAUUGACCAGAAUUAGCAAUAUGCUUUUAAAUGCGGGGAAACUGAAUGACACUUUUAAGACAAUGACCAUAUCAAAACAAAAUGUAUAAUUUCAUAAUUUGAAUAAUAAAUUAAGUGUUUAAAUGCUAUUUGUAGUCUUGAUAUACAGAAAUAAAAUAAUUAGGGUUUGUCCUUGGUUUUAUUUUUAUUUUAGGUUGGUUUAUGUUGCAUGUUCUGUAUCUUCUCUGCAUAUUAGUUUGUGUAUUUUAUUAUCAGCAUUCUGAAAAUGGAUUAUCUGGGACUGAAGGGAGAUGGGCCAUUACACUUACUUGGUUUUUUUUUUCUCAGCUAUUCUGAGCUUAUUUAUUUAUUUGUAUGUUCCAGUGGUUAAAUAUUUGCAUUAAAUGUUUUUUCCCCCAA